CAGCUAGAUCCAGAUACGUUGUAUGAUGUUAACGAGAGGAUCGGGCGCGGUGCCUUCGGUGAAGUUUUCAAGGGUGUGGACAAGAGAACUCGUCGUCCAGUUGCCAUCAAGCGUAUCGACUUAGAAGAGGCUUUAGAUGAGCUGGAAGAUAUUCAACAAGAGAUCAAUAUCCUUUCCCAAUGCGACAGUCCUUACAUCACAAAGUACUAUGGAUCCUACCUUAAAGGCACAAAACUGUGGAUCAUUAUGGAGUUUAUGGGUGGCGGGUCGGCCCUGGAAAUUCGUAAAGCAGUUAAAAUUGAUGAACCCUACAUUGCUACGAUUCUCCACGAAGUGCUAAUGGGUCUAUCCUACCUGCAUAGUGAGGGAAAACUACAUCGAGAUAUCAAAGCUGCAAAUAUCCUCCUAUCAGAUAAAGGUGAGGUGAAACUUGCGGAUUUCGGAGUGGCUGGACAGUUGACAAAGACUACGAAAAAACGGGUGACGUUUGUUGGAACACCCUUUUGGAUGGCUCCGGAAGUUAUAAAAGUCUCCUCUUAUGAUUACAAGGCAGACAUUUGGUCGCUGGGAAUAACAGCGAUCGAGUUGGCCGAGGGUGCGCCGCCACAUUCGGAUGUGCAUCCUAUGCGUGUUCUCCUCGACAUUCCUCACAAUCCUCCACCUAAACUCCCCGAACGCUACUCCACUAACUUCCGAGAUUUCGUCCAGUGCUGUCUUGUACGCUCCCCUGAAAACCGUCACUCAGCUCAGGAGUUACUGAGGCAUCCGUUUGUGAAGAAGCCCCGCAAAACCGUCUAUUUGCAGGAGCUCAUCGAAGCUUAUCGCGCUGCCCAACAUCGUGGUGACUUAGAUGAUGACGACGAUGAUGGAGAUUUGCAACGCGGACAACGCGGCAGUAAUGGUAAUGAUGUGCUCACCUUCAAAUGGGACUUUGGCACAAUCAAGAUGACCAAUUCAGCAGUCGCAGCAGCAGCAGCAGCUGGACAACAGUACGGCAGUGGUGUGGCUCCCCCUGUUGUACCUGCCCACGGCUCCUCAUCACCCAAGAAACAGACGGUUGCUCAGCAACAACAAUUGGCUGCUUCUUCUGGUGGUUCUGCCGCUGCGGGUCGUACUGGGACCCCACCUGGUGCUGGACCUGAUUAUGCUGGUCAACGUCAGUCUCGUCUCUUCCUCGGUCAACAGCCGGCAGCCGUUGCAUCACGGUCUACAGAGGCGCUUAAUCGCGCUCCACAACCCAGUGCGGUUGCAGCCGGAGCUGCUGCAGCCCUCAACCACCGGUCUUCGGGAGUGUUUGUCAACGAUGCACGCUCCUCGGCUAAGCAACAGGUCCCCGCCGCUCCCAUUGUCUCUAAUCGGCCCAAUGGUUCUGACUUGCUCCCUCCACAAUUUCUCAUCUCCAAGUGUCCUUCAAUGUAUGUUCUUUUCUAUCGAAUUUCAGCGGGACCAAGUCGCUAUCCACAGCCAGCCCAAGGCGCAGCACAUCGUUCUUCCUCAGCAAAUCCCCUUCAGAAUCCAUCCUCGCCUAAAUUGGGCGAUUUCCACACGCACAUUCGUCCCCUUCUAGCUGACAUUCAAGGAAUGUACGAAAAUGUGGCUGCCAAUCACUCCCCCUGUAUUGACUCACUAACGCACUCUUUCGAUCGUGUGGACUCGCAAAUUUCUAGCUUUACAAAGACCUUCAUAAUCGAGCUCACUCGGCGUAUUCUUGAUAAUGAUCCCAGCAUCACUGUAGAUCGUAAAGAACAGGCCGUGCGCCGAGUUAUGGGUUGUUGGAAUGUUCACGCGCGUCUCCUACACUUUCUGGCCAAAUUGGCUGCUAAUUUCAACUCACUUUGCUUUCAUUGGUUGAGUCUAACCGCCUACUCACCAUUGGAUGACAAUACUUUCUAA
Messenger RNA from Rodentolepis nana, 1893 nucleotides. NCBI's taxonomy places the organism in Eukaryota, Metazoa, Platyhelminthes, Cestoda, Cyclophyllidea, Hymenolepididae. The record is from the annotation of a GenBank genome assembly.